Ectocarpus siliculosus is the source of this 949-nucleotide messenger RNA. The record is from the annotation of a GenBank genome assembly. Lineage: Eukaryota; Phaeophyceae; Ectocarpales; Ectocarpaceae.
AUGUGUAAUGUUUUUCUUGUUCGUUGUCAUGGCUUGUUCUGUCCUCUCCUUGUCUGGCAGGUCUACUACACGGGCCUCGAGUCCCACCCUGACUACGACAUCCACACGGCACAGGCCAGCGGCGGAGGCAGCGUGGUCUGCUUCCGCACAGGCUCUCUCGCGUUCUCGCAGCACAUCGUAUCGGUGACCAAGCUUUUCAAGAUCACCGUGAGCUUCGGCAGCGUGAACAGCCUCAUUUCCAUGCCCGCAGCCAUGUCCCACGCAUCCAUCCCGGCGGAGGUACGCGCCGCCCGCGAGUUCCCCAACGACCUGGUGCGUCUGUCGAUCGGCAUCGAGUCUGCGGAAGACCUCAUCGCGGACCUCACCAAGGCCAUGCAGUCUUACACCGCUCCGGGCCCUUCAGCAGCCGCCAAGGCUGCGGCCGCCGCCUCCACUUCCGCCGAGCAAUAGUGCCGCCACUCGGUGCAGUGUGUAGAGGUGUCGCGUUUUUUUUUUUAAGAGACGCAAUUGCUGCUGCAUGCGUGUGUGUGUUACGUUAGCGCCGACCGGCUGACCAAUGAGAUAUAAAGUCAGAGGGGGGCACCAUGGAAGAAGUUGUUUGCGUUUGUGUGUGUGUCGAGAACAGACACAUGGGUGUGUCAAAAAGACACGAUGGCUUGAGUUGGAGGUGCGUCCUUGUGAUGGCGCGGCUCCUGCUUCAUGCCCACGAUUUUUUUUUUGUCGAAAACCGAGGUGUGUCGUGGGAAAGCCACGGCGGCCAUCGAGGCUUCGAUGGUAAAUGCACGUCGCAUCGUUGUUUUAUGCCGUUGCCAACCAGUUCUUUGUUGAGGAGGGCAAGAUUUGACAUGACACGGUAAUUUACUGAAUUGCAUUUGAUCAUUCUUUGGGUUUGUAGCUGUAUGGGAUGGGCCGAUUGUGCGCGGUACGGAUGUUCGUUAUCCGGCACUGU